GGACGCGCACCCUCGUCAACAGCUCGCGCGCGGCCAUCGCUCGCAUACAGGGCCAGAGCGGGUGCCGCAUCCACAUCGAGAGGGGCAAGCAGGAAGUGCGACUCUUCGGAGGGCAUCGCGACGGCAGACCAGCUGCUGGACGAGUUCGCGGAGACGUGCUGCGAGGAAGUUGUGUACUCGACGGUCCCGACUGCGGCGUUGUGCUUUGACACGCUGCAGUCAUUCGCCUACGCGUUCAGGGUCACGCUGCGGGUGGAGGACCAGUCCGUGGUCGCGCUCGGCAUCCGGGCCUCGGUCGCCGAGGCCUGCCAGGAGCUCCGCCGGUACGUCUCGGACCCGGGGAGCUACAGCGCCGACAGGUUACCGGAACCGCCGGAGAGCGAGCGUGAGGAGCAGGCAGACGAGGACCGAGCCCCGCGCGGCGAGGGCGAAGGCGCCGGCCAGCGCGGCCGUCGUCGCCAGGCCUGGGCAGACGCAGCCCGCCGCGCCCAGCGCGCGGGCGGCCGGCAGGCGCGGCGCCCCCGCGGCCAGAGACCCCACGGAG
Prorocentrum cordatum is the source of this 544-nucleotide messenger RNA. The record is from the annotation of a GenBank genome assembly. Lineage: Eukaryota; Dinophyceae; Prorocentrales; Prorocentraceae.